GGAGGCGGCAGCGCAAACAAGCUGAUCUCAGGCCUCUCUCCGCGUCCUGCCCCCGGGGGCCUCGGCGAUUGGCUCCAGAAAAGGAGCGAGUGGAGAAGUCUCGGCCGGGCCGCCGCAGUAGCCGCAUCAGGUGAGUGCGGGAGCCGCAGCGACCGAGACGUCGCGGCUGGCGCAGAAGGAGCGCAGCCAAACUCUCGGCGUGCCCGGAGCGUCCCGGGGAGGCAGGGGCGACCAGGCAUUUACCAAGGAGACGCCGGAGCGGAGGGGCGGCGGCGAGGAGCAGCAGCCCUGGAGUCCCCCUCCAGAGUCGCGUCGGGCCUGGGCGUGCAGGCGACGCCCCCCGGGGUCCAGUCACCGCUGCGGAGCCGGCUGAACGCUGACUCGCAGCCAGACCAGGGCGGGAGAGAAAGAGGAGCAGCGAGCCAGGCGGGCGUGAUGAGCGGCGAGGGCACCUACAACUUCAGGCGGGUGGCGAUCCGGCGGAAGUCCAACCCCUCCUACCUGCCGCCCGGGACGCCCCGGCCCUGGAGCAAGCCCUCGGCUGUCCUGGCGCGGGUCGAGGCGCCCGCCUCCAGGGGCCAGGCGCACGCGGAAGCCACAGGCAGCAGCAACUGUCCAAAGAUAAUUAUAAUUCCACCUUGUGUGACAAGCAGCACAACCACACUGGUUGAUCGUAAUGUAUCUGAAGAAGAGGCUCAGGGAAUAAAUGGAAAAACGCCAGCGCAACACUCAGCUGCAAGUCCAAAGCCACAAGUGCCUCCAAAGCCAUUACAUCUGCAGAAUUCACCUUCGUCCAAUAUACACCAAACCCCCAGGCAUAAAGCUUUAUCUAGUGCAAAACCAAGGAUGGAGGAAGUUAAACCUGCCUCUGCUUCUUGUGUCUCAAAAGAAAAACCCAGUAAGGUAUCAGAUCUCAUCAGUCGCUUUGAAGGAGGCAGCUCAUUAUCAAAUUAUAGUGAUUUGAAGAAAGAACCUGCUGUGAGCUUCAAUGUGCCUAGAACCCCAGGAAGGCAUGGAUUGACAACUACACCUCAGCAAAAGCUCCUCUCCCCGCACCUGCCACGGAAGCAGGGAAAUGAUACAGAUCAAACUCAGGGUGUACAGACUUUUGUGGCCAAUGGUGUAAUGGCAGCACAGAACCAGAUGGAAUGUGAGGAAGAUAAAGUGGCCACUCUUAGCCCAGAUACUCCCGUUCAAGCUUCUGAACUCUUGCUUGAUGCUAACUUGGUGAAUGGGAAAAAAGAUGAAGCUACUGUAGACCCUGCUUCACCUACUACAAAUAGCUGUGAUGGGAAUGCUUCUGACAGCGACUGCAGGACUCCACCUAUAGACCUGCUCAUGCUGGAAGAAGGAAGGGAAGAAACAGAAGCCAAGGUGGUACAAGAGAGGGAAAACGGAGAAAGCCCUCUGGAACUGGAACAGCUGGAUCAGCACCAAGAGAUGAAGGAGACUAAUGAACAAAAACUUCACAAAAUAGCCAACGAACUUUUGCUUACAGAAAGAGCGUACGUCAGCCGACUUGACCUUUUGUAUCAGGUGUUUUAUUGCAGACUAUUGGAAGAAGCAAACCGAGGCUCAUUCCCAGCAGAGAUGGUGAAUAAAAUCUUUUCUAAUAUUUCAUCAAUAAAUGCCUUCCAUAGUAAAUUCCUAUUGCCGGAGUUGGAGAAACGAAUGCAAGAAUGGGAAACUACCCCUAGAAUUGGUGACAUUCUUCAGAAAUUGGCACCUUUCCUUAAGAUGUAUGGAGAGUAUGUGAAGGGAUUUGAUAAUGCAAUGGAAUUGGUUAAAAACAUGACAGAGCGUAUCCCCCAGUUCAAAUCAGUGGUUGAAGAAAUUCAGAAGCAGAAGAUCUGUGGGAAUUUGACUUUGCAGCAUCACAUGCUAGAGCCUGUGCAGCGGAUACCCCGGUAUGAGAUGCUCCUUAAGGACUAUCUAAGGAAACUGCCCCCUGAUUCCCCGGAGUGGAAUGAUGCUAAAAAAUCACUUGAAAUUAUUUCUACGGCAGCAAGCCAUUCUAAUAGUGCAAUAAGAAAAAUGGAGAACCUAAAGAAACUCCUAGAGAUAUAUGAAAUGUUGGGAGAAGAAGAAGACAUUGUAAACCCUUCAAAUGAACUAAUAAAAGAAGGACAGAUCCUCAAACUAGCUGCUCGGAACACAUCAGCACAAGAACGUUAUCUUUUCUUAUUCAACAACAUGUUGCUGUACUGUGUGCCCAGAUUCAGCCUGGUGGGCUCUAAGUACACAGUUCGAACUAGGGUUGGCAUUGACGGAAUGAAAAUUGUAGAGACUCACAAUGAAGAAUACCCACACACUUUCCAGAUAUCUGGGAAAGAGAGAACCCUGGAACUGCAGGCCAGUUCUGAGCAGGACAAAGAAGAAUGGAUCAAGGUCCUUCAAGAGACUAUUGAUGCUUUCCAUCAAAGGCAAUGAACCUUCAGAAAUGCAAUUGCAAAGGAUAAUGACAUUCAUUUAGAGGUUUCUACAGCUGAGCUAGGGAAAAGAGCCCCAAGAUGGAUCCGAGAUAAUGAAGUAACGAUGUGUAUGAAAUGCAAAGAGCCUUUCAAUGCACUGACCAGGAGAAGACAUCAUUGUCGAGCAUGUGGACAUGUGGUUUGUUGGAAGUGUUCUGAUUAUAAAGCUCAACUCGAGUACGAUGGUGGUAAAUUGAGCAAAGUUUGUAAAGACUGUUACCAGAUAAUAAGUGGAUUCACAGACAGUGAAGAAAAGAAAAGGAAAGGAAUUUUAGAGACUGAAUCAGCAGAGGUAUCUGGAAACAGUGUGGUGUGCAGCUUUCUUCAGUAUAUGGAGAAGUCAAAACCUUGGCAGAAAGCUUGGUGUGUGAUCCCCAAGCAAGACCCUCUUGUGCUGUACAUGUAUGGUGCUCCACAGGAUGUCAGAGCCCAGGCCACCAUUCCACUUCUCGGCUAUUUGGUAGAUGAGAUGCCAAGGAGUGCUGACCUGCCACACAGUUUCAAACUGACCCAGUCCAAGUCUGUGCACAGCUUUGCUGCAGACAGUGAGGAACUGAAACAGAAGUGGCUGAAAAUCAUCCUGUUAGCUGUCACAGGUGAGACUCCAGAUGUUCCACAUGAGCAUCCAGCCCCCUUGGAGGAUCAUCCUGAACUUAAGAAAAAAUCAGAAUGCUGAACUCCAGGAUCAACCACUAUGUAGGGUCUUAAAAUUUACAGCUCAAGACAUUCCCAGCUCUCCUUAUUCAUUUCUUAGCACUUUAUAUUUAAAAAUAUAGGCUCAUAAGUACAUCUUUUGGAGACUAUUUUUCCUAUAUUUAUGUACUUUUAGUGCAACUGAUGUGCAGGGCCAUUCCACCGAUAAAGUUAUAAGAUAAUGUGAAAUAUGGAGCAUUUUAUGAGCUAUUCCUUGAAUAUGUAGUUUCAUCUUGAAGAAAAUGGUAUCAAUUGACUCCAUCACUAUCAGGUUAGAAUGGGCCACUUUCAUUUAAGGAAAAAAUAGAUUCUUUAAUAUCUUUUCGUUGCGUGUAGGACUUGUGACUGAAUGAUAUACCUCCAUGUUGCCAAAAUAGAUCCAUGGUUAAAAAAAAAAAAAUACAGUGACAGCUUAGGUUACUGUAUUAGCUUAUUUAAUUUAGUUUAUCAAACCCAAGCUGUGUAAAUAAUGUAUGUACUUUCAAAACAAAACAAAAAAAGACAAAUUGUGUUCAGGCUUUCAACUUCAGAUAAUACUUGUUUUGUAGAAAUACUCAUAAGAAUAAAAUACCUUAAGUGUAGCAAAUUUAUAUGUAUAUAGUAUUAAAUAUAAAUUAUAUAUUAUACAUGCUUUUCUCAUCAGCUUUAGUUCAUAUGUCUCUAAUUUAUUUUUUACAUAUAAAGCAUGUUUUUUCUUGAACAUGAGCAGUGUUCUAAACUUCAGAAAUGUUUUUGGUGACUAAAGUAUAACUGAUUGACAUCUAAGGGUAUUGAUAUUUUUAUAAUAUUAAGAAAAAGCAGUAAUUUCUGUGGCAUGGGAUUAUAUUAGUGAAUUCCAACAGUAUUUUUAAAGUACUAUUUUUUUUUUUUUGUUUUGUGCCUAUUUAAAAACAGUGCCUCUCUUUGAAGGUGCUAAUAAUAUAUAAUUAAAUAUAUGAUGGUGAUUCAGUAAAUAAUGCUUCAGUCUUGAUUAUUCUGAAACAGUGCAUUUUGUUCACUGCAACUGUCAUGUUCACAAAGGUUAAUUUACUUUUUACAACCCUAUAAUUGUUGUGGCAGUUAAUAUCAGCAUGCACAAAAAUUUUCACCAAGAUCUAAAUGGUAUAGGACACCUGACCUUAACAAACACUGAACUGGUACAUAUGAAAUCUACUUAUAUUGUAAUGUUUUUCUAUUCCAUAAGACUGUCAAGCAUGGUUAAAUGAGGACUAUAUAUAAUGAACACUUAAGAUAACUAUGUGGCCUAUUCUUUUAUAAGAUAUGAAACAGAACUCAUGUGUGAUAGUCUGUGUUUUGGGGGGGAGGGGCGAUAGUAAAGGAAGUUUAUGCUUAAAUCUAUAAACCACUUUACCAAGAGAAGAGAGGGAAAACAUACACAAUAUUCAGAAAUAUUUUGAUGUCGGGAGGUACAAGAUGACUGAAGAGGAUCUGAGAAAUUUUUCCCUUUAUCUCUGGGGAAUUUUAAUAGACAAAAUAUUCCUUUUCUGCAUGGCUGCUCUUCUUUAUAUUGUACUUGUGAUUAAAAUCUCACAUUAAGUUGACUGCUUAACAUACUCUUUUUCUCAAAUUUUUUCCUUCAGCCUGUCAUGCCACAGACAUUAUCACUUUUUAAUGCAUCAGUCUACUAGAAACCCACAAGAAUGACCCCACUGUCCUUGACCUUUGAGAAUUAUACCUUAAAGGUAGAAUAGUUUUACUCAGCAUUUGAGACUGCCACACAUUUAUUCGGGCACUGUUGCUUUAAGAAAUAUUGUCAAUAUUGCCUAUUUUUUUUUUCCACAUAAAAGGAGCAAGUGAACCAAUUAUGACUGACAUGGUUAGGUUCCCUUCCUCCCUAAAAGGAAUACCAGCCAUUAUCAUUAACAUUAAACCAAAUACUCGGAACCAAAAAGAGAUAAAGAUAGCUUCUUAGGCCCUAUUAAAUCAGGGACAGACUAAAAAGGAAUUUUACAUUGCUUCUCUUUUCUAGGUACCAAUAUUGGGUGUGUGUGUGUGUACAAGUGUGUUGGGAGUGGUAAUCAAGAAGGUUAAAUUAUAGCUAUAGUACUAGGGCUUUCUUAAUCUCAAGAAAAGAAAAGCAAUAAAAAUGUGGAAUGAUUAUCAGGGGAAGAUUUUUGUUGUUGUUGCAAAUGUGAAUAGACUAGUGGAAAUGUAAAAGCCAAUUAGAAGAAUUCGGGGAAGAUUAUUUUUGAAAAAUAUUAUGAACAGCAAAGAAGAUAACACUUUCCUUACCAGUAAGUUCUUCUCCUAGAAGUGACAUGGACACACUCAAAUUUGGCUCAAUAAAUAUUGAAAGCAUACUUAUGUAAAGAGCUCAUCAUACUCUAACAUUUAUUAGUUUUUUUUUUAUUUUAGAAACAUCACUGCUAGAAGAGAAUUUUAGUUAUCGUUCGCUUUCUAUCCCACAGUCUUCAACCAAGCACAAAGAGAAGCAGUGAAGUAGCCUUCUCUGUAUCUCUCUCACUAAAGAAUCACUCAUACUUUUACUGGGAGAAAGGCAAAGGAAUCGUCUUAGUCAUUUAUUAACACUUACCCCAGCGACCUCAAAGUGUGAUUGGUUACAGGAAUAAUCUGUCUUUUGCUUUGAGACACCUGAGUAGUCAUGACAAAUUGAAUAUUUAAAAAAAAAAAAAGUUCCUUUCCUAUUAAAAUCAAGUUUUCAAAGGGGUUUUAAUUAUUUUUUUUUCUAAUUUGGUGCUUUCCAAGUCAUCUUUAAUGGUGCCCUUCCUCCAAACUUCAAAACAUUGAUUUGCUAUUUGUUACAAAAUGUUGCAAUUUUUUAACCUGAAAUUUUACUUUUGUUGAAAGUCUACCACUUGGGGUGUUAAGUAUGAAAGUAAUAAAGUACAGACUUUAUCUCCAGGUUUUAAGUGGGGCUUAAUAAUGAAACAUGUCACCAGCCACUUUCAUAACAAUGGUAUCUCCAAUGCCGUCAUGUAUGCAAGCAAUAAAACUCUUCAGGGUAUACUUUUUAUAGUGAAAAUUUAAUAUAAAGGCCCCUACCCAAAAAAGAAUAUAAAGAAUUAACUUCCUAGAAGUAAUACUAUAAUUCAAAUUGCUGAGUAUAGGGAAAGUGGGAGGACGGACAUUAUUCCUCAGAUUCAAACAACAAUCAAAAGCGUUUUUAUUUUUGCAAGAGGAAUGAAUGGUGAAACAAAGCACAUCUGCACUACUAUAUGAAACUAUAUUUCAUUCUCCAUGAAGGUGAAUUCAACAUAAAGGUUCACUGGGUGACCUAUUCCAAUUGUUUAAAAAUAUCUCAAUCUGAAAAAAAAUUACUGAACUUGAACAAGAACUAAUCCUUUAACUGUACAUUCUUCUUAUAAGUGAUACACAUUUGGAUUUUUAAAAAGAACACUGUACUAGUCAUAAAUGUAUAAAGAAAACUACAAACUUCAUGGUACUGUAGGAUUGUUCAAGAAUCACCGAUGCCUUCUAAAAACCUUUUCAAAAAUAUGUUGCAAGUUCACAAUUCUGUUUCACUUUUUCUUAUCUCUACACUGUGGAAACAGGGUGUUUUUUUCCCUUCAAACUUUAAAUCUCAUUUUUUCUUAUAUUCAAAGCCUUAAGUUCUUAUUCUGAGCAUAUUAUCUGUGGUAACUCUCUAAUGAUGACCUUUCUGAACUGGAGAGAUCUUGGGAAACUUCUAGGGAACAAAGUUCUUAUUUUUAUGCAGUCAUCCUUGCCAUGAUGAAUUCAAGAUUAAUUAAAAUUUCUUACAUCACCUAAUGUUCAUGUCAUGUUAGCAGGUCUAAGAUUAAGCACAUGGUAUUUAACAAUUAAAAUUAUUUUGAAAGGCAAGAAUGUCUUAAUGUUUUCAUUAUUAAAUUCUGCAUUUUUCAGGAAUGUAUUAAUAAAGGAAGGCCAGUGUAGUUAAACAGUUCCUAUUUUUGGGACUGUAUUGACAUCUCUAACUCAUGGUUAUCCUAUUUUAAUAGACUCAAACUGCUUUUUAUUUUCAUACUACUAACUACUAUAGAUUCUCCAGACUUAGAAAAUAUGAGUGUGAUGUCUAUGGACCACUAGGGUAGAUCUGCUUUAAAAACCUUUCCUGUGAAUUUACAUAUGUAUGUAUAUAUGUAAAAAGUUAAUUUUCACAGAAAUGAAUUUUUAUAGAAACUUCUCUUUUUAACUAAAUUUAACAAAGUAUUGACAUGGAUUUUUAUGUAUUAUUCAUCUUUAUACGUGCCCCUUAAUCAUAAAGUCAUGAGAAGAUAAUCUGCCUUCUUUACAGAUAUGGUAGAGAGGAAUAAGGUUACAAACUGAAACAAGCAAGAAUCAACAGAGAGGUAGACAGAAGGAGAUUGCUGGUCUCCAGAUCAGAGCAAUGUAUGUUAAUAAAAAGAUAUUUAAACUGCAGAAGGGAUUUAAAACUAUAUAAUAUAAAUCCAUGUAACUGCAUGCUGAUGGGAUCCACUGUGCCCAGGCCUUUGACCUUGGCCUCUAAUUUAUACCCUGGUUGUCUUGUUAUACUUUUUAUUUUUCUGCCUUUGGACUUUAAAAAAAUAAUUUCAUUCUCUUGGGCCAUUUCCUGUGCUGUUUCCUGAGGGGGUAAACUCUCUCUAAAGUCAAUCAUGUUUUUCUCAUUUCUGAACUGAGCAUUUGGCAGAAUGUGGUGUCUUUUCUGUUUUGAGAUUAAAUAGCACAUGACUCCUAUGAGACAAGUGUUCACUCUUUGUUGGUCACUGAAAGUUACAUGAUAGUAAUUUAUUGUGGUAGAUUUAGUGAUUAAUUGAGAAAUCUCAUUAUAGCAUAUUUUAAUAAGUGAAUACCAAAUACAUAGACUGCAUAGGGUUUGGGAAGAAACAAUAGUCUGUUGGAACCAUUAUCAUAAUAGAAUUGUAUUAUGUAUUACACAGUAUAUGGAUAUUGGAAUGUAUCACUUGGGGGCAUCCCUCUUCAUUAGCAAAACAAUCAUGUCUGUAUAUAAAACUUCUACCAAUUAGCAUUUUUGUGAGUGACAGUGGACUGAUAUUUUUGAAUAGGUGUCAUCUGGAUUUUUCUUUUGAAUUGUUGACUGAUCAGUUUGAAUAGGUAUGUUAUCUGAAUUUUACAGUUGACCCAAAUGUGAAGUUAUACAUGUAAAGUAAUUCUUUUCUAGCUGUAUGAAUGUAAAAUACUUGCAGAUAGUGUAUAUAUUGUGUAACAUAUGUAUAUUUGGUCAUAAAGCAAAGAAUUGGAAACAUUGUAAUAUUAAGCACUUUAAUUCCAAUUAAAUAUUAAACAUUUGUAUUUUGUAAAUAAACACAUCCUUAAAUCAA
Choloepus didactylus (southern two-toed sloth) is the source of this 8425-nucleotide messenger RNA. RefSeq names its product FYVE, RhoGEF and PH domain containing 4 (gene FGD4). Lineage: Eukaryota; Metazoa; Chordata; Mammalia; Pilosa; Megalonychidae. Gene Ontology annotation, cellular component: cytoplasm. The record is from RefSeq and is a predicted model, not a curated record. Gene Ontology annotation, molecular function: guanyl-nucleotide exchange factor activity; metal ion binding. Gene Ontology annotation, biological process: filopodium assembly; cytoskeleton organization. The transcript has 17 exons.